Capra hircus (goat) is the source of this 3529-nucleotide messenger RNA. It is a transcript of the gene ZNF133, whose product is annotated as zinc finger protein 133. Bases 1429 to 3333 code for a protein of 634 amino acids. Gene Ontology annotation, biological process: regulation of transcription by RNA polymerase II. Gene Ontology annotation, molecular function: RNA polymerase II cis-regulatory region sequence-specific DNA binding; DNA-binding transcription activator activity, RNA polymerase II-specific. The transcript has 4 exons. Gene Ontology annotation, cellular component: nucleus. NCBI's taxonomy places the organism in Eukaryota, Metazoa, Chordata, Mammalia, Artiodactyla, Bovidae. The record is from RefSeq and is a predicted model, not a curated record.
GGUAGUGUAGUCCAGGCGUCCUGGCCCAGCUGGUGGCUGGAGUGACCCCUUGUUCCUCGCGGGUGAGUGCGGCGCCCGUGGGGCUCUAAGCUGCAGCCGUGCCCUUCCCUGAGCGGAAAGGUAGGUCCUGAAAGUCUGGGCUGUUGGCUGCACCUGAGGCUGGGGACUGUGCUGGUGCCGGGCAGAGGAGGCGACGGCGGGACGCGCUGUCGCGAUUCAGGCCGUGCCCUCCCGGAUGUCAUAUUUGGGAUGUGAGCGCGCAUCUCCGAUGGACGUGGGCGAAGCUUAGCCGCGAUGCCCGGUGGUGGCGGAUGCCGGAAUCCAGCCACGUCCCGGGGCUCCUGUGGGUGAGGACACGUUAGGCCUUGGCCGAAAGAGCAGUGAUGAUGGGGGCGAAUCCCUCUACCCCCAAGUCCCUGGGGGCCAGAGGGUUGAGUAAGUUGGCAUGGGGGCCUGAUGUUUCCCAGGUGCUGGGAUGAGGGCCAGCCCGCCGCCAAGAGUUUUGGUGGGUGGUUUGCCGUGGGCAGCAUGUGCCUGGGAUGGGCUGGGUAUGGAACGGGCCACUUUGGCAGCGAUCUUGGGUGUGUUUUUGACCGGUUGCCCCUGGAUUCAGGCCUUGGAGGAAGAGGUUGUCUGAGGCCCACUGGGCAAGAUUCUCAAAGGUCCUGGAAACCUGCGUUGACCACAGCAGUCACGGAUGUGCACGGCUCCGGUGUUUCCGGACUGCGGGAUUUUAAAUUCCAUUUUAAAGUUUUAUUAGGGAGAGAUUUUAGACAGAAAUAAAUAGAACUCUACAGACCCACAUCCAGAUGUAACCCUUGUCACCUGGAGAGCAAUCUUGAUUCGUCUCAAAAUGACACACUGAGAAGCCUUACAACCCACAGAGUUUCCCUGUGCCUGCCCUACUUGAAGAGCCUAGCCUCGGCUGCCAGCUUUCAUCCAGACUCUGUGACUUUGUAAUGGUGUCACCUUGGAUAAGGGACUGACUUCACUGUGCUUCAGUUUUCUCAUCUGUAAAAUAAAGGUUAUAAAUCGUACUCCAUUGGGUUGUGAGGCUAGAAUGAAGUAAGACGGUUCUGUGCCUGGAACCAUCUCUGAUGUGUACAGUCCUAAGUGCCCAGUGAGUACGAACUUUGCUUAGGAAGGUCAGAGGCAAGAGUGGGUCAGCUCAGGCCUGGUGUCGGCAGCCUUACUGGGGCAGGCUGUGUUCUCAGCGAGCUGCCCGCAGCCUUUUCUUCUGUGACAGGUACAUUCCUGAUGCCUUUAAGGAAAAGGAAAGUCUAAGGGCGUGAGUUUCCAGUGACUCUCCUGAACCUUACUGCUCUUGUGCUGCCCAGAGAGGAAGCCUGGUGGGCGAGGAGAGGGCUCCUGACAGCCCAGACUCACGUGGGGACUGCUCGCCUUCCGUGUGCUGAACCAAAGGCACACAUGGCAUUCAGAGAUGUGGCUGUGGAUUUCACCCAGGAUGAGUGGGUGCUGCUGAGCCCUGCUCAGAGGUCCCUGUACCGGGAGGUGAUGCUGGAGAACUACAGCAACCUGGUCUCACUGGGCAUUCCGUUUUCUAAACCAAAACUCAUCACCCAGCUGGAGCAAGGGAAGGAGACCUGGAGAGAAGAGAGGAAAUGCUCGCCCGUCAGCUGCCUGGAACCAAAGCCAGAACUCCACCUCUGUCCGUCCUGCCCUCCGGAUCUCUGCAGUCAGAAAUUCCACGUGCAGCAGGUGCUGUGUAGUCCCCCACCCUGGAUCUUCACGUGCUUGUAUGCCGAAGAUCCCGUGCAGCCAGGAGACCUGUGCCUGGAGGACCAGCAGCAGCAGGCCGCUGGUGGUAGUGCCUGGAUCGAGGAAGCGGAAGGGCAGGAGAGGGAAGGUGCCCUGCCUUUGUUUGGAAAGACAGAGAAAAGUACUGUAGAAGUAUUCCCCAGGCCACCCCAGAGGCAGCCAGUCUUCUCUGGGGGUGGGGUCCCAGGUAUGGAGAUAGAGGCCGGCCCGGCACAAAUGGGGACCCCUGAGGAAACAGACAGGCUGUUGAAGAGGAUCGAAGUCCUGGGGUUUGGGACUGUCAACUGUGGAGAGUGUGGACUGGGUUUCAGCAAGAUGACGAACCUGCUCAGUCACCAGAGGAUCCACUCUGGGGAGAAGCCCUACGUGUGUGGGGUGUGUGGGAAGGGCUUCAGUUUAAAGAGGAGCCUGGACGGACACCAGAAUGCGCACUCAGGGGAGAAGCCCCUCCUGUGUGGGGAGUGUGGGCGGGGCUUUAAACAGAGGUCGAAGCUCAUCAUACAUGAGAGGACACACUCUGGUGAGAAGCCGUACAUGUGCUGUGAGUGCAGGCGAGGCUUCAGCGAUAAGUCGAACCUCAUCGUCCACCAGAGGACACACUCUGGGGAGAAGCCCUACGUGUGCCAGGAGUGCGGGAAAGGAUUCAGCCAGAAGUCAGCCGUCGUCAGGCACCAGAGGACACACCUGAAGGAGAAGACCAUCGUGUGUGGCAACUGUGGGCUGGGCUUCAGCGACAGGUCGAACCUCAUCUUGCACCAGAGGACACACUCAGGGGAGAAGCCAUACUCCUGCAAAGAGUGUGGGUGGUGCUUCCAGCAGAGGUCCACACUCGUCAACCACCAGAGGACACACUUGAAGGAGAAGCCUUACAUGUGUGGUGUGUGUGGACACAGAUUCAGCCAGAAUUCAACCCUUAUCUCGCACAGGCGCACACACACUGGGGAGAAGCCUUACGUGUGUGGGGUAUGUGGGUGGGGCUUCAGUCUCAAGUCCCAUCUCAACAGGCACCAGAACUCGCACUCCAGGCACAAGCCCAUCGUGUGCAAGGACUGCGGGCGUGUCUUCAGCCAGCAGUCCAACCUCAUCCGACACCAGAGAACGCACUCGGGGGAGAAGCCCCUGGUGUGUGCGGAGUGCGGGCGAGGGUUCAGCCAGAAGUCCAACCUCGUGGAACACCAGAGGACGCACUCCGGGGAGAAGCCGUACGUGUGCAGGGAGUGUGGGCGGGGCUUCCGCCACCAGUCAGGCCUCAUCCGGCACUGCAGCACGCACACAAGGGAACAGCCGUUCAACUGCCGGUGGUGCGGGCGAGGCUUUGGCAACAAGUCCGCCCUGCUCAUGCACAAGUGGUCACACUUGGAAGAGAACUCCUAUCUGUGCACAGAGUGUGGCCAAGGCUUUCCCCACAAGAAACAACUUAUCCUCCACCAGAUGACACACCAGGGGAGGACGCCGCACGUGUGCAAGGCAUGCGGGCAAGGCUUCAGCCAGAAGAGCCACCUCAACAGACACAGGAGAAAUGUGUGCCCACCACAGACCACCGUUUCAGUCUGACACUGAGGCUCCGCCGGAGCAUCCUCCUGACCCCCUCACCCGCUCAAGAGCGCAGACUAAAUCAAAACAUUUUACACUCUUCUUGAAACACAUUCCCUAAGCGGUCAAAAAGACAUUUGAACUCAGUUUACUUCCUCUACCCCAAGUCGUCGUGUUUGGGGCCUUUUGCUCUAAUAAAACUCUGCUGCUUUACAAA